UUCUUCUUAGUCCCCUCUACCACACCUUUCUCCUCUCUGCCCUUCACUUCUUCUCACCCCUGAGAAUGAAGUCCUAAUUACAGAAACCAAGCAUGGCUAACUACGAGGACAACCCACCUAUUAUCCUUGAUAGUGGAAGUGGAACAAUAAAGGCUGGAUUUGCAGGCGAAGAAGCUCCAAGAACAGUGUUCCCAACCUUUGUAGGUGGACUAAAAUAUGAUGGUCCCCUGUUUGAAAUAGAUCAGAGAAAGAAGAACUAUAUAGGAGAUGAUGCCAAGAUCAAUAGAGGUAUUUGCACAUUAAGAUACCCAAUUGAGAAUGGGAUUAUUACUAACUGGGAUGACAUAGAAAGUCUAUGGCAUCACACCUUUUACAAACAACUCUGUGUUGCUCCUGAAGAACAACCCAUUCUCCUUACUGAACCUCCUCUCAACCCAAUUGAGAACAGAGACAAUAUAGCACAUAUGAUGUUCGAAAUAUUCAAUGUUCCAUCUCUGUAUGUUGCAAUCCCAGGAGUUCUAUCUCUCUAUGCAAGUGGUCAUAGAACAGGUAUUGCAUUAGAUUGUGGAGAUACAGUUACCCACACUGUCCCAAUUGUUGAAGGUCAAGUCCUCUCACAUGCCAUUCUCAGGGAAGAUCUUGGCGGCCGAGACGUUACAGAAGCUAUAAUGAAGGAUUCUAAGAUCCCUCUUGAUAUCAAGGACAGCGCCGAGCGGGAAAUUGUUUGUGAUCUGAAGGAGAAGCUAUGUUAUGUAGUGAAUGACUAUGAAUUGGAGUUAAAACAAGCUUUACAAAACAGGGGAUUGAUUGAGAGGUGCUAUGAGUUACCUGAUGGUCAAGUUAUUACUGUUGCUGUGGAGAGAUUUCUUGGGCCUGAGGUGCUGUUUCAACCAUUGUUGAUUGGGAAAGAAAGUGAAGGGAUUCAUGAAAUGAUUUAUAAUUCUAUCUUGAGAUGUGAUGAAGAACACUGGAAGGAUUUGUAUAGUAAUAUUGUGAUUAGUGGUGGGUCUACAUUGUUUCCAGGAAUUGCUGAACGUUUGAACAAGGAGAUACUAGUGCUUGCUCCAAGUAAUAAGAAGAUUAAGGUGGAGGCGCCACCUGAGAGGAAAUAUAGUGUUUGGAUUGGAGGAUCAAUCUUGGCUUCUCUGCGUUCAUUCCAGCAGAAUUGGAUAUCAAAGGAAGAUUAUGAAGAAUCUGGUCCAGACAUCCUACACAAAAUCCACUUUCAGAUUCGGUGACUUGUUCCGAGAGCGGAUCAGUAUGAGAACCACGGGACUGAUCCAAACUCGUUUGUUCUUGCAUUUUUCAUGAGAGAGAGAGACAGAGAGAGAGAGAUGUUCUUGAUUUUUUUUUCUGUUGUUGUUUUUGUGUGCAUCUUCUAAGAUAGGUA
Messenger RNA from Macadamia integrifolia, 1390 nucleotides. RefSeq names its product actin, clone 302-like. NCBI's taxonomy places the organism in Eukaryota, Viridiplantae, Streptophyta, Magnoliopsida, Proteales, Proteaceae. Bases 93 to 1238 code for a protein of 381 amino acids. The transcript has a single exon. The record is from RefSeq and is a predicted model, not a curated record.